Trypanosoma conorhini is the source of this 924-nucleotide messenger RNA. Its product is annotated as retrotransposon hot spot (RHS) protein. The transcript has a single exon. Bases 1 to 924 code for a protein of 307 amino acids. NCBI's taxonomy places the organism in Eukaryota, Euglenozoa, Kinetoplastea, Trypanosomatida, Trypanosomatidae. The record is from RefSeq and is a predicted model, not a curated record.
AUGUCUGGGAGGCGCGAGGAACGUGUUUACGCUGCGGCGGAGGGGGAUCCCGCCACAGAUGUGCCGCAGGGACGGCGCAGGGAGAGGUCGGGACCCGACGGCGACACGCGGCAACCUGCGGCACAGCGCAGAAGGCUGGAGGAAGCACCGCCGGUCCUGAGGUGGACUCUUACCAGCACGGUGGAGGAAGUACUGCUGGAGGGAAGCGUGCGCCCCGACAGAAUGAAGCUGAACGACUUCCUUCGCAGCCAAUUGGACGGCGUGGGCGUGGAGCCAAGGAACGAGAGCGUCUCUAUGGAGGAUUUUCUUGCGGGGCCCGGGACAUUCAUCACAAGUGAGGGAGUGUUGGACACAAUAAAGAAGACCGAGCUGUUCAAGAGCGUGGAAGAAGCACGCAAGCUUGCGGGCCAGGGCGUGAGCACUCUCCAGCACUGGAGGGGGUUUGCAGGGAGGGGCGCGGCUAGUCCUCAAGCAAGGGGGAGGCUGGACGCAGCGCUUGACGCGGCGGUGGAGGAGGAAGCGAGGCAGAGGCGGGAAGAGUUGGAGAAACUGCCUCGGGGAAAGAUGAUGUACCGGUCGGUGUACGAGGCGAAGUGGGGCUACGUGGAGUCGGGCCACGCUGAGGAGCCGCUGGGGAUGAGGGUGGUGGGGGCCAACUCCAGCGAGCCGGAGAAAAUGUGGAGUGCGGGUGAGGUGAACGUCAUACCUCGCCGUGCCCAGAUUGAUGACGUUGAUGACGAGAUGGAUAAGGAGGAGGAGGCCCAUGGCUGUGCGGCUGGAGUUUCUGGUGCUCAUGGUCCGAGAGCGGGUGGCCGUGCAGUAACUUUGUGUGGCUUUCAAGGACGUAUUUGUGCGCAAGGAGGUGCUGCGUGUGUGGAACGUCCUCAAGGAAGAUAUCGACGGCUGGCCCACCGGCGACGAUGA